This is a messenger RNA of Cylicocyclus nassatus, 2151 nucleotides long. NCBI's taxonomy places the organism in Eukaryota, Metazoa, Nematoda, Chromadorea, Rhabditida, Strongylidae. The record is from the annotation of a GenBank genome assembly.
AUGUGGACAGCAGGGUUAAUCCUCUGCAUCCUAACUCACGCGGGUUACACAUAUGAGCGAUACGCAAGACCAUUGACCAUUCCGGAACCAGACCAAAAUGGUGUCUACGUAUUCGAUCUGGUUGUGGAAAAAAGGCUGACAAUGUCAUCAAACACUAUCAAUGAGUGGCAACAUGGAACACCUGUGGAUUAUUCGCCAGAUACGGCUUCAUGGACGAAACGAGAACCAGACCAGUUGAAGAGCUGCUUUGAUCAUUACCCUCUCAAUGCCAACAAAAGUCGCCAUGAUGCUUCUAUCCUCAACGACGUCGUGGUACUUGACGGUCUCCAUAGAAGAGUAGUUACCAUCAAUGGCAAGACACCCGGAGACACCAUAGUUGUACCAUAUAUGGCCGAAGUUCUGCUCAGAGUGCACAAUAAAGUCCUCAUGGAUUCGAUCACCAUCCAUGUGCAUGGAAUUGACAAGCAAGGGCUAUGGUACAUGGAUGGUGUUGCAUUUAUCCAGCAAUGCCCCAUCCAAAGCACAAACUACUUUGAAUAUCGUUUCAUCGCCGACAACAAGGGAACGCAUUGGUAUCACGGGCAUUUCCAAACAGACAGGGGUGAUGGUUUGCUUGGAGGCUUUGUGGUUCUUGAUCCUAAGGACAGAGCAGUGGAUUUGGGUAAUGGAGUGGCUAAGGUUCCCAACAGAGAGUACUAUAUGAUGCUACAAGACAUAGCGACCGAAACAACAGAAGAGGCUUUCUUACGUCUGAUGGAGAAGAGCAUGAAGUGGAUGUACGGCUUCGACGACCAUAAGAAAUGUUGGCAACCUACGCGAACCGCAGAUGGAGGAAAUGUUGGUGGUGCCGUACCUAUUUCUGCCUUGACCAUUAACGACAAAGGUUGGCAUAACCGCGCGGAUAUUCUAACCCGUCCGUGGAAUCUGCCAUUGGAGCGCUUUUUGAUCAAGAAAGAUGAAACAGUGCUUUUCCGUAUUACAAACGGAGGAGUCGCACAAGAACUUAUGCUCCACAUCGAAGGCCAUAAGCUGAUUGUAACAGCUGCCGAUGGUGAUGAUUGCGUCUUCCAUGAGGUCGAUCGGCUCAUACUCUUCCCUGGGGAGCGCUACGACGUUGCCAUAAAAGGUCUCAAAAACCCAACGAAGAAGACCUACAUGGCAGUAGUUGAGACUGUACAAUACUACUAUUUCGACUGGACAAGUGUCGAGACUGAUUACGGAGUGGCAUUCUUGGAGUAUGAAGAUGUAAAUAUGCCAGAGGAGAGAUCUCCACCAAGCUUCAUUUACUCGCCUGAAUGCACGGCGGAAAAGCGAUGCACAGUGCUCAACUGCCCAUUUGAGAACUACCCAUCCAACUAUAAUUUCACCUGCCUUUCUUACGACGUGCUGCGCCAUCCUAAGCCGAAGGAGAUCGACCCUGAUAUACUUCGAGACACACCCUUCGAAGAAAACUAUGAGGAACAUUUCAUCAACAUGCAUUACGAUUCGCAUGUGAAUAAAUACAAAUUUGAGUUCCCAUUAGGAAUGCCUUAUUACAACAAGGAUAAGAUGGAUUUGAUAUCUAAGAACUGUGACACUACAAAAUGCACCUCAAGCGACAACAAGUAUGAUAAGAAGUGCAGAUGUUUUGUCAACUUGAAACACAAGCUCAACAGCAUAGUGCAGAUAACAAUGUUCAACAUGGGAAAAGGAGGAGGUUUUGCUACUGGCUAUGCUCAUCCAUAUCACGUCCACUCAACACAUUUCCACGUCAUGAAGGUAGGAUGGCCAAAAUAUAAUGCCAGUGGUAUGAUAACAGAGAUGAACCCUGAUCUUGCUUGCGAUGGAGCAAAUAUGGCAUGUGAUGGUGUAGUGUGGAGGAACAGGAGUUGGAUGAAUGGCGCAGUUCAGGGUAUGAAUACCGUAGAUCCAUCGCUACGAGAUACGGUAUCAGUCCCCGUUGGCGGCUAUGUUGUACUGCGGUUUCGUGCAUCAAACCCUGGCUGGUGGUUUGCUCACUGUCAUCUGGAACUACAUCACAUGAGUGGAACAGCUUAUGCUUUCCAGAUUGGUGAAGAUCAUGAGAUUCCACCUCCUCCAGAUAAUUUCCCGCAUGAUUGUGGGCACUUUAGCAUGCCAUCAGUUAGUUGCCUUCCUUCAGUAACAAUAUAA